AUGCCGCCCCAUAAAUUCCUGCUGCUUCUGAUGCUUCACUUUGCUGACAGCAGUAUUAAAGCACAAACGCAUGUACAAGAUUCAGAAAUUACUAGCUUCCUUGAUGAACGAGCUGCUUGGCUGCCACUUUGUCUCUAUACGUUUGGAGACACUGCAAUCAGCAACAAUGUCACCAUAAUGAAUCAUGUUCCUCAUGAUAUUUGUCCUUUUGAUGCUCUCGAGCCAGACAGAAGCCUUGUGACGAGUUUAUAUUCAGCAUCUUCAUUCUGGCAGCUUGGAGCUCACUUAGCAAAGGAUCGUAAUAACACAAAGCGCAUCCAGCUUUCGUCAAUUAGCUCCGUCUCUGCGCGUGACUUCUUCACAAUGGCCGCUGUAAGAAACAAGACUACAAGUGAAGCUGGCGUGACGUUUGAAAUGGUUAUUCGACGCCGAUUAAAAGUCAAUCAAAGCAUGACACUGUUCUCCAUUGCCAAUGAGUUCGACAAUUGUGUGGAUCCUGGGUUUCGUUUGGAUGUAAAUGAGCAUCAAGUACUGACAUUUAUCUACUUUCUUCCUGUCCUAGAAGAAGGUGAUGAAGCGGAAAUAGAGGCAUGUUAUGAGCAGCGACUUUUUUCAGUGAACAAUAUAGCAGCGUGUCAGCUACCUCCAUUGCUUGAGCCGAUCGAACGAACACCUCUCGUUCAGAUCACUGUUACGUUAGACCCUUCAAGUACAAGAGGCCUCUGGAAGACCGACUUUUACAUGAGUUAUACAGACGCCGACACAAUGGAACGAGUUGACUGUGCAGUGCAUGACGAGCAGCAUCCACCUAGUUUUCGAAUACUGAACAAAGUGAUUAGUGGUCGAUAUCGCUUGUACUUAGGCAACAGUCCUCGCAACGUUACUUUCCCAUCACGCCGCAAACAUUUGGCAGCAGUAAGAGCUCUUCAGCCGCUUGAUAACACGAGCAGCUUAAAUGCAACAGAGCGACUUCGCUCAAUGUUAAAGCAGAGACUAAUGAGUCUCAGUGGACCGCGAAUACCCAAAGCGAUGCGAAUUUUCGGCGACAAUUCUGCCUCGCUUAAGAUUCUAGGGAUUACUUUUCCACCGCUGAACGAGGAUAUGCCGCUAGCUUAUCUCCGAAGUAAGUUUUCAAGUUUCAAAAAGCAGUAUGGUGACCAAAUUGUCGACUACCUCGUCAACCUGAUACAACACAAUGCAAGCGAUCCAAUCGUUGCGCAACAAUCACCGACGUUAACUAAUCAAAGUAGUGACGGAAAGGAUUUUUUUUCUAGAGACAAGCUAUAUCAAGGUGCAAAUGGUGCGUCUUUCGAUCUUUUCCACUUUGCCAUCUACCGCCAUGUGGUGACAGAGGAGCAAAUUAACUUGAUAUCAAGACAGCAGCUACUUCCAGCUCGUAAGUUUCCAUCUUUAAAAGAAACUGUACGAAUUCCUGAAGACUCGCUUAUAUUGCUAAACCUAACAAUGCUUCAUGGGGUAUUCAACGACUUGCGUCUUGAGUUGCGGGGACUUCCGGAAUUCGGACAACUUUUUUUAUUUCCCAACAAAACUGUAUUGACUUUUGAUAACAUGAGUGCGUUUCGAGAGCUUCCAUUGGACUUCCAGCGCAGUAUCUUUUUUCAACCCCACCAUAACCAAAACAAUGAAAAUAUUCCGCUGCCAAACCCCGUAGCGUUCUCGAGAAGACUUAAGCCGUAUGCAACAGUUUGCUUUGGUAUCGCUAGAAGCCUAUUUGGACGUAUUGUAAAUAGAAGUAUGGAAGCCAAAAUUGACAUUUUUGUGGAUGCUGUAAAUGACGCACCACAACCCCGAGAGUCUGAAUUGAGAUUUCUUGUGGAAGCUGGUAUUCCUGUCACUUUAAAUCUGGAUGGUGAUGAUGUUGAUGGACUCCCUUCUGCUGUACCUAUAGAAUCCAAUGUUAUUGAUCCAAGAGACGUUCUCUUAUCCAAAUCCACUCUUCUGAACAGUUCAGGUGUUUCGUCAAAUCACCAGCUACUAAAAGUUGUAAGGUUGCCGAGGUUCGGCAAAUUAUUUGACUGUAACGGAAGUUGUGAUGCAUUGAUAAGCGAUGAUAGACGCGGAGUGAGAUCACUUGAGUCUUUUCGAAUUUAUCGUAAUAGUACGAAGAUGGCAAAUGCGACUCAUUCGACAAAUUUGACAUACAUUUAUCAUGAAUGGAGUCAAGACGAUUUGAUCACGCCAAUGGCAGUUGAUGAGCUCUGGUACAAGUUAUCUGAUGGAGAUCCUUGUGUUUUUUCCGAUGUUGCAGUGGUUAAGUUCAUACCCGAGAAAAGGGUAUCCACACGUAAGAACGACGAGGUAAUUGCCUUUGUACAACUGGAAGAAGACUCGUUUAGCCUGUUAAAUCUCGGAGAGCUAGAUCCGCUCUCAGCAAUUUUGGAUGCCAAAACUAAAUUUAAGCUGAAUCGUUUGCCACAGCAUGGUGCUCUCUUUCAGUAUGAAAACUGCGAAAACGAUGGUACUUAUUUGUCAUUGGAAUGUAUUGGCGAGCACAUCACAAUCGUAAAUGCGAUUGUAUUAGAUGUUUUCGGUCGAGUUCUCUAUAUUCCGAAGCUUGAUUACUUCAAUUUUGAGCCACGUUUUUCAAUCGGGCAAAUUUCCAAAGCCGACUAUUUUGAGUAUCAAGUAUUGAGGGCCGCUUCGCAAACAAACGACUCACUUUUAGUGAACGAAAAAUCUUUUGCAGCACGAUUUGCAAACGGUUUGAAGACGCGUCGAGUUGAGCUCCAAAUUGCUAAUGUACCCGAUGCAUUAAUUGUGGCUCCACCGUUUCACUUCAAGACGGACUUAUUACAUGAAGACAAAGUUCCAACGCCUGUAGUAUUUGAUGAUCCCGAUAGCAUAAACCUCAACGAUAUAUAUCAAGUAAAUCUGGAGACAGAGGAUGGCGGUUCGAUGUUAGAGCUGGGAUUUUCUAUCACUGACGACAAUAUCAUGGUUGAAUGUACAUUUGAACGCCCUUGCACGCUUCUUCGAAGCCUUAAUGGAAGCACAAUAAAUGAAACGUCGAGCAGCACUCAACCUUAUGACCUUCAAUUUCACAUCGCAACGCAGCUGUACGAUCCCUCGCACAUCGAAAUAACUGGAACAAAGACUGCUCUACAUUCAGCUUUAUCAGCACUAACGUUUUACGGUGUCUCUCUUAAUGAAGCCCGUCAAGCAAAAUUUGAAGUAUAUGUGAAACGUAUCAAGGAUAAUGAUGAUGCACAUCAAGCACAUGGCACGUUUACGGUCACGUAUCCAGAUUUAAGUUUAAGUAGCUCACUUGGAAACGAGAGCUUGACUUCGAUACUAAAUUCCCAACUAAAGGGCCCGAAAGAAAAAGCGAAAAGAAUUUGA
Messenger RNA from Plasmopara halstedii, 3360 nucleotides. RefSeq lists its product as uncharacterized. NCBI's taxonomy places the organism in Eukaryota, Oomycota, Peronosporomycetes, Peronosporales, Peronosporaceae. The record is from RefSeq and is a predicted model, not a curated record. The transcript is spliced from 2 exons. Bases 1 to 3360 code for a protein of 1119 amino acids.